This is a messenger RNA of Paramisgurnus dabryanus, 549 nucleotides long. Its product is annotated as keratin, type I cytoskeletal 19-like. Gene Ontology annotation, cellular component: cytoskeleton. Gene Ontology annotation, molecular function: structural molecule activity. NCBI's taxonomy places the organism in Eukaryota, Metazoa, Chordata, Actinopteri, Cypriniformes, Cobitidae. The record is from RefSeq and is a predicted model, not a curated record.
AUGGCUACCAGCCCUAUAGUAAGUAACCUACCAAGAGCCUUCAGCGUUUAUGGGGGAGCCGGUGGCCGAGGAACCCGCUUCUCCUCCUCUUCUUCUGAGGUCAUUUAUUCUUCUCCAGCUGAUGAGAAGGCCACCAUGCAGAAUCUGGAUAGUCGUCUAGCUUCAUAUCUAACAAAAGUGCAAUCGCUACAGAAGACAAAUGCUGAGCUGAAGAAAAAGAUCAGGGAGUGGCAUGGGAGUCACACACAGUCCCCGUCUGACCACUCUCACUACCUGGCUACCAUUGAAGACCUGAAGGAACAGGUCAGCCAUAGUUGUAUAGAUAAUGCCAAGAUCAUGUUGGACGUGGACAACGCCAGGCUAGCAGCUGAAGACUUCAAAAUUAAGUAUGAGUAUGAGCUGUGCAUAAAUGCAGCUAUUGAAGCUGAUGUUGCAGGUCUGAGAAAGGUUCAGCAUAGUUUGACCUUAGAUAAAUCAGAUUUGAAGUUAAACUAUGAAGGUCUAAAGGAGGACCUUGCUUUUCUGGAGAAAAAACAUGAUGAGGUAUGA